This is a messenger RNA of Oldenlandia corymbosa var. corymbosa, 693 nucleotides long. Lineage: Eukaryota; Viridiplantae; Streptophyta; Magnoliopsida; Gentianales; Rubiaceae. The record is from the annotation of a GenBank genome assembly.
AUGACUAGUAGUACAUCCAGCAAGUUUUCUACCAUCGAGACGAGCGAUGGUGCCAAGCUCGAUGCCCGAAUUUUCAAGCCGGAGCCACCGUCCGCAGCCGCAGAAGGAGGAGACUCGAGCGGCUUAGUAAUUGUGCUGGUUCACCCUUACUCCAUCCUGGGAGGUUGCCAAGGUCUGAUGAAAGGUAUGGCUCGAGGGUUGGCUAAUCGGGGUUUUACAGCUGUCACUUUCGACAUGAGGGGAACCGGAAGAUCCACCGGCAGGCCUUCCAUUACCGGAUCCUCCGAAGUCAAUGACAUCAUUUCCGUCUGCAAUUGGGCAACCCAAAAUCUCUCUGCCCAUCGCAUUCUUCUCGUCGGUUCUUCAGCUGGGGCACCAAUUGCUGGAUCUGCUGUAGAUCAGAUAAAAGAAGUGGUAGGGUAUGUGAGCUUGGGAUACCCUUUUGGUUGGACUGCCUCGAUUCUGUUUGGAAGGCAUCAUAAAGCCAUACUUGAAUCUUCAAAGCCAAAGCUGUUUGUGAUGGGCACAAGAGAUGGUUUCACCAGUGUUAAACAACUAGAGAACAAGCUGAAAAAUGCUGCUGGCCGGAACCAGACUUACCUGAUUGAAGGUGCCAGUCACUUCCAAAUGGAGGGUCCUGCUUAUGAUGCUCAGAUGGUUAAUCUCAUUGUCGAAUUCAUUCUAUCUUUGUAA